This is a messenger RNA of Astrephomene gubernaculifera, 1688 nucleotides long. The record is from the annotation of a GenBank genome assembly. NCBI's taxonomy places the organism in Eukaryota, Viridiplantae, Chlorophyta, Chlorophyceae, Chlamydomonadales, Astrephomenaceae.
GACGCGUUUACAGCUGGUGCGUUUGUGAGGUUACGGCAAGGAAGCGCAGUCGCCGGACAUCCAAGACUUUAAUAGUCAAUUGGUCAAUGCGCACAGAGACCGCUAAGAACUUAUCAUACACGUAAAAGCACACCUUGACACUUUAUUGCCUUCCGUAGCUAGGAACUGGGAAGGAGAGGAGCAGCCAUCAGCAUGUCAUCUCUACGACACUUUGAGACGCCUUUGACUCACCAGUCUAUCUCCCCAAGGCGUCGGGAUUUUUCACCCUCGCGGCCAGGCACUAGCGGUCCCAGCGCCAAGCUUGAGCAUGUUACCGAACGCUUUGCGGGCUUAUGGACGGACUUGGAGCAGGAAAAGCAGAACAAGCGGAUUCAGGAGUCGACCCGCUUCAGCCUUCUUCAGGAGGCACUGCAGCGGAUAGAGAAGAGCGUUGAGGCGGAGGUAAAGCGGCGUGCCGAAGCAGAUAAGCAGCUCCAAUCCUACUUUGAGUCUGAGAUUAAGACGCUCCAAGAGCGGCAGACGCAGCAGUUCUCGGACCUGCAGCUAGCUAUCAAGUCGGUUACGGAGAGCGUUAACCAGCGUAUCACGGACCUGCACGCGUUGGUCAGGGACGAGCGCGAGUCCCGGCGCAACGACAUCGAGCACCUCGCCACCAGCCUGGUGGGCAAGGUCAACGAGUGCGUGGCGGCGAUCGAUGAGGAGCGCAACGGCCGCGUCCAGGAGCAGACGGUGUCGCUGAAGCGCGUGGGCGAGGACCUGAUGGUGCUGUCGCAGCGGCUGGAUAUCGAGAAGACCACCCGCGAGACGGAGGUGUCGUCCCUGCGCUCGGAGGUGCACGAUGCCAUCGCCAACCGCAACAUGCUCGACGACCAGUUCAAGGGCGCCGUGCUGGACGAGGUGGCGGGCCUCAAGGCCGCGCUUGCCCUGGAGCGCGAGGAGCGCAUUGCCGAGGACGACGAGAUCGUGCAGGCUGUCAACGACUACACCAAGGCGCUGCAGGAGGGCCUCAAGCUGGUCAGCGCGUAAGGGCUGCUCCACUAUGGUGCUCACGGCCCCCACCCUUACGGAUCGGGCAAUUUGGAGAAGUAUCCAGUUUGUCGUGAGCUGCAAACGCUGGUGUCUAUUAUACAAUCUGUGCCGCGCUAACCGGGCGGUGACCGCUAUAUGCGCUCUACGAAAGGAAAGAGCUAACUGACCACGUGACCAGUUGUUAACCACGUCAAGAACUGGCGUCCUGGUGCACAGCCAAGGCGCAUGUGCGUGCGAGCACGUGCGCGGGACGCGUCUUUCUGAAUCCAGUCGUUCAAGCCAUUUUGCCUCGACUGGCGCAUGCCGCGCGGGUUCGUGCGGCGCCGCUGGGCGCGCACCCACGCUGUUGCAUGCUGAGUAUGUCUUAUGCGUGCGAGUAUCGGUGUUUAGCUUCCAUUAUUCUGUGUGUCGCCUUCCGUUCCUUGGUGCAAUUGAUUAUAUUAGAUGACGACUUACGUGGGUGGGGAAGUACCAUCAGCUGAGACACUGAUGAUCCGUGAGAUUGUUGACUUUUGACUCUUUAUUUACUCUUUGACUGCGUGCGCCGUUCUUGCGCCUUUAGCUCUUGACAAUAGCCGUUCCUUUGGAGGCUCAUGAAUCAUGAUGUUACCAUAAAAGGCCGCAUGUGAUUGAAUGAACUGUGUUUUGGCCUUCUGCAU